Oncorhynchus gorbuscha (pink salmon) is the source of this 4888-nucleotide messenger RNA. RefSeq lists its product as uncharacterized. NCBI's taxonomy places the organism in Eukaryota, Metazoa, Chordata, Actinopteri, Salmoniformes, Salmonidae. The transcript has 8 exons. The record is from RefSeq and is a predicted model, not a curated record. Bases 6 to 4262 code for a protein of 1418 amino acids.
UUGAGAUGUCUACUAAAGAACAUGGUUCCACAAGCCAUCCUUCAUUGGAUAGUACAGCUGUGGUCUCAACUGCAGAAGAUCAUAUUUCUACACCAUUCACAACUACAAACUCCCCCAAGACAACUGAAUCAUUGAAGUCACCCUCCACUACACAAAUAACAUCCUACCCUGUUAUUACAGGACAAGACGUAACUGUAAAUCAAACCCAAAGCACAACCAUCACAACCCCAAUGGAGUCGCAAACAACUGAGUUAAACAGUCCAACCACCAACAUAUUGUCAACAUCGGGUAUGUCACAAUCCACUUUGGAAAUGUCUUCAGCUGAAAUGGCUACUGGAGAACACAGGUCAACAAGAACAAGCCAAUCGUCAAUGGAAAGUACAGCUGUGGUCUCAACUGCAGAAGAAAAUCUUUCCACACCAUUCACAACUACAAACUCCACAAAGACAAUGGAAUCAGUGACGUCCUCCUCCACUACAGACAUAACCUUCCAACCUCUUAUUACAACAGAAAACGGAACUGCAACGCAAACCCAAAACACACCAAUCUCCACCUCAAUGGAGUCUCAAAGGACUCAACAUACGAGUCCAACCAACAAUAGAUUGUCAACAUCAAGUAUGUCACAAUCAACUUUGGAAAUAUCUUCAACAGAGAUGACAAGUGAAAACAUUGGGUCCACAAGUACAAGGCAAACUUCAAUGGAAAUGACAGAUAUGGUCUCAACACCAGAAAGUAGUGUGUCGACACCAUUCCCAACUACAAACUCUCCGACAACAACUGAAUCAUUGCCGACCCCCUCCACUACACAUAUAACAUCCUCACCUAUUAUUACAGGACAAGACGUAACUGUAAAUCAAACCCAAAGCACAUCAAUCUCUACCACAAUGGAGUCUCAAAUAACUGAAGACAACAGUCCAACCACCAACAAAUUGUCAACUUCAGGAAUGUCACUAUCCACUUCGGAGAUGUCUUCAAUUGAGAUGUCUACUAAAGAACAUGGUUCCACAAGCCAUCCUUCAUUGGAUAGUACAGCUGUGGUCUCAACUGCAGAAUAUCAUAUUUCUACACCAUUCACAACUACAAACUCCCCCAAGACAACUGAAUCAUUGAAGUCACCCUCCACUACACAUAUAACAUCCUACCCUGUUAUUACAGGACAAGACGUAACUGUAAAUCAAACCCAAAGCACAACCAUCAUAACCCCAAUGGAGUCGCAAACAACUGAGUUCAACAGUCCAACCACCAACAUAUUGUCAACAUCGGGUAUGUCACAAUCCACUUUGGAAAUGUCUUCAGCUGAAAUGGCUACUGGAGAACACAGGUCAACAAGAACAAGCCAAUCGUCAAUGGAAAGUACAGCUGUGGUCUCAACUGCAGAAGAAAAUCUUUCCACACCAUUCACAACUACAAACUCCACAAAGACAAUGGAAUCAGUGACGUCCUCCUCCACUACAGACAUAACCUUCCAACCUCUUAUUACAACAGAAAACGGAACUGCAACGCAAACCCAAAACACACCAAUCUCCACCUCAAUGGAGUCUCAAAGGACUCAACAUACGAGUCCAACCAACAAUAGAUUGUCAACAUCAAGUAUGUCACAAUCAACUUUGGAAAUAUCUUCAACAGAGAUGACAAGUGAAAACAUUGGGUCCACAAGUACAAGGCAAACUUCAAUGGAAAUGACAGAUUUGGUCUCAACCCCAGAAAGUAGUGUGUCGACACCAUUCACAACUACAAACUCUCCGACAACAACUGAAUCAUUGCCGACCCCCUCCACUACACAUAUAACAUCCUCACCUAUUAUUACAGGACAAGACGUAACUGUAAAUCAAACCCAAAGCACAUCAAUCCCUACCACAAUGGAGUCUCAAAUAACUGAAGACAACAGUCCAACCACCAACAAAUUGUCAACUUCAGGAAUGUCACAAUCCACUUCGGAGAUGUCUUCAAUUGAGAUGUCUACUAAAGAACAUGGUUCCACAAGACAUCCUUCAUUGGAUAGUACAGCUGUGGUCUCAACUGCAGAAGAUCAUAUUUCUACACCAUUCACAACUACAAACUCCCCCAAGACAACUGAAUCAUUGAAGUCACCCUCCACUACACAUGUAACAUCCUACCCUGUUAUUACAGGACAAGACGUAACUGUAAAUCAAACCCAAAGCACAACCAUCACAACCCCAAUGGAGUCGCAAACAACUGAGUACAACAGUCCAACCACCAACAUAUUGUCAACAUCGGGUAUGUCACAAUCCACUUUGGAAAUGUCUUCAGCUGAAAUGGCUACUGGAGAACACAGGUCAACAAGAACAAGCCAAUCGUCAAUGGAAAGUACAGCUGUGGUCUCAACUGCAGAAGAAAAUCUUUCCACACCAUUCACAACUACAAACUCCACAAAGACAAUGGAAUCAGUGACGUCCUCCUCCACUACAGACAUAACCUUCCAACCUCUUAUUACAACAGAAAACGGAACUGCAACGCAAACCCAAAACACACCAAUCCCCACCUCAAUGGAGUCUCAAAGGACUCAACAAACGAGUCCAACCAACAAUAGAUUGUCAACAUCAAGUUUGUCACAAUCAACUUUGGAAAUAUCUUCAACAGAGAUGACAAGUGAAAACAUUGGGUCCACAAGUACAAGGCAAACUUCAAUGGAAAUGACAGAUAUGGUCUCAACCCCAGAAAGUAGUGUGUCGACACCAUUCACAACUACAAACUCUCCGACAACAACUGAAUCAUUGCCGACCCCCUCCACUACACAUAUAACAUCCUCACCUAUUAUUACAGGACAAGACGUAACUGUAAAUCAAACCCAAAGCACAUCAAUCCCUACCACAAUGGAGUCUCAAAUAACUGAAGACAACAGUCCAACCACCAACAAAUUGUCAACUUCAGGAAUGUCACAAACCACUGUUGACAUUUCUUCCGCUGUGGCAACCACUGGAUAUGGCCUUUCCACAUCAUUCACAACUAGACACUUGAAAAAGACAAGUGAAUCAGCAUUUUCCACCUCCACUUUAGAUACCACUUCCUCAUCUGGAUUUACCACACCCAUGAUAAUGAUUCCAGAUCCGACCACAGAAAGGAGACCGUCAACGCAAAGCGAGACAAUGACCACAAUUGUGCAUACACAGGCCGACAGUCAGUCAACACCAGCCCACAGUUCAACCUCAAAUGUUAUCCUUACGACAUUCACAACAAUAUCUACAAGUCAUCAGUGUAAUGAAGAGGACUGUCACUGUCAUGGUGCUCCUUGUUCUUUCAAUGACACUCUUGGCUUAUGUCAGUGCCAUUGCUCUGACUCCACUUUUGGAGAUUUGUGUAUUUAUGGAAGUAAUGUCAUCACAGUUUCCUUUGAUAAGGCAGUACCAACCAGAAAGGCAAAUGUCUCUUUGAGGAUUAUGAGGGAAUUUGAGACUGAGUAUGAAAAUAUGAACUCCAGCAAGUCCCAAAUAUUAAUCAAAACUUUGAUUAAGGAGCUUAGUGCUCUCUGCAGGAGAGCAGAUCCACACAAUUUUAAAGAUGUAAAAGUCAUUAAUCUAAAACCUGGAAGUAUUGUUGCAGAGAGCAUAGCGGAAUACACCUAUCCCAACAAUGCAUCCCAAAUUGAUUUCCUCAACAAUGAACUGGAACCCAUACUUAGGAAUAUCUUGAACAACACAGAUAACCUAAUGAUCAUCAGUCAAGCAUUUGAAAAUGUGCGAAUCCAGAUUACCAACAUUACCUUCCAACCAAUGGAAAUAAGGAAUAUUGCAGAUUUGAGGUCAUUUGUGGCCUGUCGUCUGGGUUUUGCCAACUACACAGAAGAGCUCUCUGAUGGCAGCUGGAAGUGUGUGGGGCCUUGUAAACAGUAUCCAGACUACUGUCAUAGACACGGAGAAUGCUUUAAUAAUGUUCAAAGUGGACCUAUUUGUCUGUGCUAUGAGUCUUCCCUGGAGCAGUAUGAUGGACCCCAGUGUGAGCGCUUCCGCAAGGGAAGAGGUUUCUAUGCUGCACUCUUUGGUGCGCUGGGGGCAGGCAUCCUCCUCAUACUUGUUCUCAUCGUGGUUAUCGUGGUCCUGCGAAGGAACCGUGGGGGACGAUGGAACAUUGACAAGCCACCUGCCAGAAGACUGAUGUCUCUCAAAGAGGACUUUUUUGACUUCACACAAAGAGACCUUGGUCCGUACCAUGGCAGUUCACCAGUCUACACAAAUACUGAUUUAGUUGACGAAGGCUGCCCAGGAGUAUUCAGCCUGCAUCUUGACAAUGUUGACACAACAUAAAAUGUACAUUUACAGGCAUUAUACUGUAAUUUCUGUUGUUUCAUGUCUUUCAUAUUUGUCCUAUCUUACAAUCUUUGCUAUGAAUGAAAAAUUACAUCCAGUAAUUCUUGGCAGUAAAUAUAAAAUAUAGUAUCUACACUAAAACAUCACACCUCUCUAUAUGUUAUAAUAACAAGUAUUUACAUGUAAUUACUUUCACAGUCUAGAGCACCAGCUGUUUAUGAUUCUCUAUUUUAAUGAAUACUAAUGUUGACAUUUUAAGUGAUAUGAUUAUCCAAAAUGUUUUCUCAGGUGAACAAUAAUAGAUUUUCUUCAAAAUAACACAGAAUAAAGUAUUCAAGCUGCCUAAAACGUUUAACCAUGAAUAAUUAUUCUUUAUAAUAUGCAUAAUCAUUGUGAAUCAAAUUAAUUUUGUACUGCAGCUAUUUUACUGGAAUUCAGAAGCAUAAAGGCUACACACUACUGUCCUUUGAGGACUUGAUAAAUAGAAUGAGAUCUAGAUGAACAAUUUCCUGGCAUUAAAGACGACCCUGUAUGAGUAUUAGAUGUGUAUGUUACAUCUGUUGACUAAGUGUAAUAUGUCACUUCUGGGCUUUGGGUUCACAUAUAUAUUUUAAUUUGACAAA